AUGAAAUUCAUUACUAUUGGUUCCUUUUUGGCUUUGUCCGGAUUGGCUGCUGCCGGACAUUUGCAUGGACAUGGUGUCACUAGUUAUUCGGUGGAAACUAAACAUGAACCUUCCCUACAUCAUAGCUGGUCACAUGGCCAUAGUGGUGACAGUCAUGGCUUGUCGGCUGGUCACGGUCAUGAGAGUCAUCAUGUUUGGGAGAGUCAUCCAGAAAGUCAUAUUGUAUCCAGUGAUUCCGGUCAUGACGGUCAUGAUGAACAUUAUGAUGAAUAUGCUCAUCCUAAAUAUGAAUUUAAAUAUGGUGUCAAGGAUCCCAAGACUGGUGAUGUAAAGGAUCAAUGGGAAGAGAGAGAUGGUGACAAAGUUAAGGGAGGGUAUACUUUCAAGGAAGCUGAUGGCACAACUCGUGUAGUGGAAUACCAUGCCGAUAAGCACAGUGGUUUCAAUGCUGUAGUCAAAAAUAUUGGACAUGCUCAUCACGAAGAAGUCGAACAACAACAUCAUGAUAGUGGUCACUUAAAACAUAGCCAUGGCCAUGGUUGGUAA
Musca vetustissima is the source of this 546-nucleotide messenger RNA. Its product is annotated as adult-specific cuticular protein ACP-22-like. Lineage: Eukaryota; Metazoa; Arthropoda; Insecta; Diptera; Muscidae. The record is from RefSeq and is a predicted model, not a curated record. The coding region runs from base 1 to 546 and encodes 181 amino acids. Gene Ontology annotation, cellular component: extracellular matrix. The transcript has 2 exons.